CCGCAGAGCGCCGGGGGCGGGAGGAACGCGCGCUGGAGGCUGUUAUGGCCGCCGCUGCCGGCUGUUGAGGGGCUCCGCCCGCGAGCGCCCGCCGCCGCCGCGGACGAUGGUGACCGCACGGGUAGGUCCGCUGCCGCCGCCGCUGCCACCGCCUCCCAAGACGCAGCAACCAAGGCCUGGCUCAGAGGAGCCGCCGCUGUGAACCGCGCUGUCCCGGCCCCCGUCGCCAGUCGAGAACGGGAGGGUGGGCAAGAGAACCGGGGAGUCGCAGAGCACACCCGUCCGCCCGCCGGCAGGAAAGCCCCGCACCAAGGGGAGCAGCAGCCCGAGGUCUGCUCCAAGGAGAAAAAAACAUGGCUGCAAAGGAGAAAUUGGAAGCAGUGUUAAAUGUGGCCCUUAGGGUGCCAAGCAUUAUGCUACUGGAUGUCCUGUACAGAUGGGAUGUCAGCUCCUUUUUCCAGCAGAUCCAAAGAAGUAGUCUCAGUAACAACCCUCUUUUCCAGUAUAAGUAUUUGGCUCUUAAUAUGCAUUAUGUAGGUUAUAUCUUAAGUGUUGUGCUACUAACUUUACCCAGACAGCAUCUGGUUCAGCUUUACCUGUAUUUUUUGACCGCCCUGCUCCUCUAUGCUGGACAUCAAAUCUCCAGGGAUUAUGUUAGAAGUGAACUGGAAUCUGCCUAUGAAGGACCAAUGUAUUUAGAACCUCUCUCCAUGAAUCGGUUUACCACAGCCUUAAUAGGUCAGCUGGUGGUGUGUACUUUAUGCUCCUGUGUCAUGAAAACAAAGCAGAUUUGGCUCUUUUCAGCUCACAUGCUUCCUCUGCUAGCACGACUCUGCCUUGUUCCUCUGGAGACUAUUGUUAUCAUCAACAAAUUUGCUAUGAUUUUUACUGGAUUGGAAGUUCUGUAUUUUCUUGGGUCAAAUCUUUUAGUACCAUAUAACCUUGCUAAGUCUGCGUAUAGAGAAUUGGUUCAGGUGGUGGAGGUAUAUGGCCUUCUAGCCUUGGGAAUGUCUCUGUGGAAUCAACUAGUAGUUCCUGUUCUUUUUAUGGUUUUCUGGCUUGUUUUAUUUGCUCUUCAGAUUUACUCCUAUUUCAGUACUCGAGAUCAGCCUGCAUCACGUGAGAGGCUUCUUUUCCUUUUUCUGACAAGUAUUGCUGAAUGCUGCAGCACUCCUUAUUCCCUUCUGGGUUUGGUCUUCACAGUUUCUUUCGUUGCCUUGGGUGUUCUGACACUCUGCAAGUUUUACUUGCAGGGUUAUCGGGCUUUCAUGAAUGAUCCUGCCAUGAAUCGGGGCAUGACAGAAGGAGUUACACUCUUGAUCCUGGCAGUGCAGACGGGUCUGAUAGAACUACAGGUGGUUCAUCGGGCAUUCCUUCUCAGUAUUAUCCUCUUCAUUGUAGUAGCUUCUAUCCUACAGUCCAUGUUAGAGAUUGCAGAUCCUAUUGUUUUGGCACUGGGAGCAUCUAGAGACAAGAGUUUAUGGAAACACUUCCGUGCCGUGAGCCUUUGUUUAUUUUUACUGGUUUUCCCUGCUUAUAUGGCUUAUAUGAUUUGCCAGUUUUUCCACAUGGAUUUUUGGCUUCUUAUCAUUAUCUCCAGCAGCAUCCUCACCUCUCUUCAGGUUCUGGGAACACUUUUCAUUUAUGUCUUAUUUAUGGUUGAGGAAUUCAGAAAAGAGCCAGUGGAAAACAUGGAUGAUGUCAUCUACUAUGUGAAUGGCACUUACCGCCUACUGGAGUUUCUUGUGGCCCUCUGUGUAGUGGCCUAUGGAGUCUCAGAGACCAUCUUUGGAGAAUGGACAGUGAUGGGCUCGAUGAUUAUCUUCAUCCAUUCCUACUACAAUGUGUGGCUUCGGGCCCAACUAGGGUGGAAGAGUUUUCUUCUCCGCAGAGAUGCUGUGAAUAAGAUCAAAUCAUUACCUGUUGCUACAAAAGAGCAGCUUGAGAAACACAAUGAUAUUUGUGCCAUCUGUUAUCAGGACAUGAAAUCUGCUGUGAUCACACCUUGCAGUCAUUUCUUCCAUGCAGGGUGUCUCAAGAAAUGGUUGUAUGUCCAGGAGACCUGCCCUCUGUGCCACUGCCACCUUAAGAACUCCUCCCAACUCCCAGGAUUAGGAACUGAGCCAGUUCCACAGCCUGAUGCUGGACCUGAGCAAAACAUAGUGCAUCCGGAAGGGACUGAACCCUCAGAUCAGGAGCAACCUGGAGGGACCAGCAUUCAAGAAGGUCCUGGUGACAAUAAUGAGUGCUUUGCCAGAAGAUCACAUAGCGAGGAAGGGACUUUUGAUCCCAAGGAAUAUCCUCUCAGUGCAAAAGAUGAAGCAUGUCCUGUUGCAGUCAACCUAGAUGAAAAGAAGUAGGAAUAAGCCUUCAACAUUCUAGAGGAGAGUUAACUCAAGAUGGAAUUUAUGCUCAGAUUUGAGGGAUAUAGAGGUGAUCAGGCAGGAAACGGACAUUCCAAGGAUCUGAUCCAGGAUGUGCUCUCAGUGGAGACCACCUGCUUCAUCUCCUUGACACUGGGAAAAAUUUAGCAGUGUAUGCUAAUCAAAAUGCAUUUAUAUAUUCUAUGCUGAUGUUCUGUAGAGGUUUGCCAAGAAAAUUCAGCUUCAACAACUUCAGAAACUGCCCCUGAUUUGUAAGCAGUCAGUCAGAUUUGAGUGUCUAGAAGGGGCUAAGGAAAGGUAGAUGAAGCAAAAGCAUGAGGACAGCAUGGGAAGAAGUAGCAGGAGGAAGUAGAGCAGACAUUUCACUUUCUGUGGGACAGGAUCAUUUUUGUUAACAAAAUUUGAGUAGUUACUAGCCCUUUUUCUCCACCCCCUUUUUCCUCAGUUAGUUGGAAUUCAGUCAGGUGAUUUUGAGUUUUUGUACAGCACUGAAAUGAAAUCAAAGAUGUAAAGGCAUUGAUUGUAUUCAAAGAUUGAAGCACACUCAUACUUUGGAUGUGCUUUAGGGGAGGGGCGGGUGGGCACUUGGGCCUUGCGGGGUGCAUUCAUGUAAUCUGAGACUCUUGAACUUCAUGAUGGAGUCUUCAAUAUUUUGAUGUAUAUGAAACUUUUGUUAAUAUAUUGUAUACUGUGUUGGCUGUGUGAAGUAAACUAAAACUCUAAUGAACACUUUGGAGUCUACUCUAGUGUAGGAAACCCAAGUGGGAAGGGCUUUAGGGCACUGAGGAAGGCCCUAGGUGUACUUUUCAAUCCUGUGUAAUGUUUAAUUCUUGCAACUGGAUCAAAAACAGUGUUAAAUUAUGGCAAUAUUUGCAUUUUGGGAAUGAGUACAUAACUGUAUGAUCACACUCUGCAAAUGCCACUUUUAAAACUGUUAAUAGACUUUGCACCUUUUCUUUGACAAGGUUGUGUCAUAUUUAAAUUUUUACAUUCAUCAUGGCUACAGGUAGAACUGGGGAGGGGGGAAUGAAAUUUUUUAUGGGAAUUUUGAUAUGAAAAGAAAUUAGUCAUUUAUUUAUACAAUAGGCUUGGCUCAAAAAGUGUUUUUCAGACUUGGUAUUCCUAAUGUGGGAUGUGACUUUAUUUUAUUUUUAGUAGUAAAUUUGAAUGUAGACUGACAGACAUAGCUGAAUGUCUUAAUAAAUUUAAAUUUGAAGAUAA
Orycteropus afer afer is the source of this 3605-nucleotide messenger RNA. NCBI's taxonomy places the organism in Eukaryota, Metazoa, Chordata, Mammalia, Tubulidentata, Orycteropodidae. The record is from RefSeq and is a predicted model, not a curated record.